AUGAUCCACGCCGUACUGAUAUUCAAUACUCACGGUAAACCGCGUUUAUCCAAAUUCUUCACCCCCUUACCUCCACUGGUCCAACAAUCGUUGAUCUCCCAGAUAUUCAGCCUGAUAUCUGACCGUCCUGCUGGAGUGUGCAAUUUCCUGGAUGCUCCGGACCUAGUGUUUCCCACACCUGGCAGUACCAUCGUCGAGAAGGGAAAGAGGAAAGAAGGUGAUGAUACGAGGGUGAUUUACAGACAUUAUGCGACGUUGUAUUUCGUGUUCGUGGUGGAUGGUGCGGAGUCUGAAUUGGGUAUAUUAGAUUUGAUUCAGGUUUUCGUGGAAUCGUUAGACAGGUCUUUUGAGAAUGUCUGUGAAUUGGAUUUGAUCUUCCAUUUCGAUGAGGUGCAUCACGUCCUAUCAGAAAUUAUACAAGGUGGAUUGGUGCUAGAAACGAAUAUCAACGAGAUAUCAGCAUGUGUCCAAGCAGCCUCUCGCAAUCGAAAAGCUUCCGCAGCAUCGUCCAACCCGCUCAUACCGUCCGUCCUAGUUGUUCCAGGAGGAAGAGGUGGAAGUCGCGGUGGAAGUGCAGAUGGGGCUCGAAGAUGGUUAACCUCUAUCGGUGUAUAG
Kwoniella mangroviensis CBS 8507 is the source of this 615-nucleotide messenger RNA. RefSeq lists its product as uncharacterized. Lineage: Eukaryota; Fungi; Basidiomycota; Tremellomycetes; Tremellales; Cryptococcaceae. Gene Ontology annotation, cellular component: AP-3 adaptor complex; intracellular membrane-bounded organelle; membrane coat. Gene Ontology annotation, biological process: Golgi to vacuole transport; intracellular protein transport. The coding region runs from base 1 to 615 and encodes 204 amino acids. The record is from RefSeq and is a predicted model, not a curated record. The transcript has 4 exons.